AUGACCGACCAAACACCCCGUGAACAUCAAGCCGAAAACUCCGAACCCUCUCUCUCACAGUCAGAACUAGAGAAGAAAUCCGAGCGGCUCCAUAUUCAUGAUGACGAUCGUAAAGAUUUUACGUCGUUCUGCCAACGUGCCGGCCUACCCACUGCUUUUGGAUACUUGAACUUGCUUGAGCAUCUCUUCGAAAUCUUAAAUGCUGGGAGAAAUGAUCGCUUGACUUUAAUCAACUUUGCCACCGGGCGAACAAUACAACCAUGGCGAAAUACUGUAUUUCUAUGGAUGGCCGAAGACGAUCAGUUGAGGCAAGACAAACUAAUGCAGCUCGCCCUCAUGAGGCGUUACCCUCAACUUUACGACAGCGAAAAAAUCGAUACCGCGGCGAAAAUCCGCGCGCUCGAAAGCCCCUUGGUUGUAGGCGAAACAAUUUUGCGUAGCAUAAUUGAACCUCCCAUCUUGGCCCUGGACGUUGUUCAGAAAGGCUUUAACUCCGAAUAUGUUGGUCACGAUGAAAUUGUCACACCAACCAUCGAGGCUCUAGAAACCCCGCGAAAAAUCCGAUCGAGCCGAGCUAUUGAAAGAAUGGAACGAGCACCAAAAGUCCAUUCACUCGGAUUUUUACUCAAACGUUCGGUCCAAACUUGGCGAGCUAGUCGUUGCGAAAGAUUCGCCGAAAGGUUUAUGUGA
Molecule: messenger RNA, 690 nt
Organism: Puccinia triticina
Lineage: Eukaryota; Fungi; Basidiomycota; Pucciniomycetes; Pucciniales; Pucciniaceae
Exons: 3
Coding region: 1-690 (229 amino acids)
Source: RefSeq, a predicted model, not a curated record